AUGGAAUGUUCCGAGUUUUACCAAGAUAGAAUUAAGUUUGGGCUAGCUAAGAAAUAUAUAUGCUUGCUCCGGGAUGCUGCGAUAUCUAUAUACGAUCCAGUUGAUCAAUCAAUUAUAAUGCACACUCGUAUUCCCCCUGGUUUUCAAGUCUCAAAUUUAUAUUCUUACAUUCAAGGUGCUCAAAUUCCAAUUGCUCAAAACAUACAUGAUUUUGCAUGUUGUGCCUCGCCUGAAGGAUUGAUUUACAUUGCAGGAGGUUAUGUCAAUUGUAGUUCGGCCAGUUUUAGUCGAGCCAAUUUUAGUCAUAAAGCAGCAGUAUACAAAGUAGAUGAAGACGAGUGGGACUUUCUUCCUGACAUGCACUAUAAAAUGACCGAUUCUGGAGGUGUAUUUUAUGAAGGAAUGUUUUAUGUCAUUAGUUCUAACAAUAGAACUCAAAGAUUUGAUCCCAACACAAGAGUAUGGACAAUACUUAAUUUGUCUUCUCCAAUUCCACAGUGCGUCCAUGUUAUGUUUGGACGGCUAAUAGCGGUUAUAGACAAUAAAAUAGAGCAAUAUGACUGGGAGAAAAAUGUGUGGAUACAAUUGGAAACCCUCCCUAAAAUACUUGAGUAUGUUCAGGCCACAGAGUGGAGUGGUCGAAUUUUCAUGUGCGGACAUGAGACGACUCUUUUUUGGUGUCCCAAAUUCUAUAUGCAUAAAUUUGAAGCAACUCCCUCUGAGAGGUGGGUUUCUGUCAACCCACCUCUAGAGGAAACUAUUGAUAAUUGGAUUUCUGUCAAUGCAUCGUUAGAGGAAACUAUUGUCGAAUCUAUUAUCACCGUAGAAAUUUAA
Cryptomeria japonica (Japanese cedar) is the source of this 834-nucleotide messenger RNA. Its product is annotated as F-box/kelch-repeat protein At5g60570-like. Gene Ontology annotation, biological process: regulation of phenylpropanoid metabolic process; negative regulation of cytokinin-activated signaling pathway. NCBI's taxonomy places the organism in Eukaryota, Viridiplantae, Streptophyta, Pinopsida, Cupressales, Cupressaceae. The coding region runs from base 1 to 834 and encodes 277 amino acids. Gene Ontology annotation, molecular function: protein binding. The record is from RefSeq and is a predicted model, not a curated record. The transcript is spliced from 2 exons.